AUGGAUACCCCUCUUUCACAGACUGUCCUCGUCGCAGGUGCCGCUGGAUUUUUGGGUUCUAAUAUGGUCCAUUUUCUCCUAGAUCAAGGAUUAAAUGUCAUCGGGCUUGACAACUGCCAUUCAGGAAGUGCAGCGAACUUGAAUAAUGUCCGGGAACACCCGAGAUUCUCAAUGAUUCGGUAUGCCCAUAACAUUCAGUUUCCCCUUCCUGACCUGCCCACUAUCCAUCAGAUCUAUCACCUGGCUUGCGCUGCUAGCCCCGUCAAGUACCAAAAGCACCCAGUAGACACCAUUGACACUGCCUAUCUGGGAACAAAGAAUUUGCUGGAUCUGGCACGACAACACAACGCCCGCAUCCUCUUAUCGAGUACAUCAGAAGUCUAUGGGGAUCCACAAGUGCACCCGCAGCCCGAGACUUACUGGGGAAAUGUCAAUUCAUUCGGCCCCCGUUCAUGCUAUGACGAAGGUAAACGCGCUGCUGAGGCUCUAGCCUACUGUUAUAUCCAGGAAUAUAGCGUUGAUGUGCGGAUUGCACGCAUUUUUAACGCAUAUGGGCCCUACAUGCACGCGGAAGAUGGCCGAGUCGUGUCGAACUUCGUGGCUGCCACAAUAUCUGGACAGCCUAUCAUAAUUACUGGUGAUGGCACAGCCACCCGCUCCUUUCUGUACGUGGAUGACUGCAUACAUGGUCUGUAUGCUCUUAUGCACAGUAACCAUACAGGUCCGAUCAAUAUAGGGAAUGAUAGGGAAACGACGGUAGAGGAUCUUGCCAACAUGGUACGGGCGCUACUUGAUAGAAUAACUGGCCGCCAAGCGCCUCCAAUUGUCAAACGUCCUCGACCGGAAGAUGACCCCUCAAGGCGGCAGCCGGAUAUUGGCUUGGCACGCCGGCUUUUGCACUGGGAGCCUGUCAUCUCUCUCGAAGAGGGUCUGCUGAAGACAAUCCAGUGGCAUAUGAGCUUGGAGCGCCUAGGCCGAGCACAGCAUUAUUCGAAAAUAUAG
Molecule: messenger RNA, 1002 nt
Organism: Aspergillus welwitschiae
Lineage: Eukaryota; Fungi; Ascomycota; Eurotiomycetes; Eurotiales; Aspergillaceae
Product: UDP-glucuronic acid decarboxylase 1
Exons: 4
Coding region: 1-1002 (333 amino acids)
Biological process (GO): D-xylose metabolic process
Cellular component (GO): cytoplasm
Molecular function (GO): NAD+ binding; UDP-glucuronate decarboxylase activity
Source: RefSeq, a predicted model, not a curated record